Molecule: messenger RNA, 897 nt
Organism: Lycium ferocissimum
Lineage: Eukaryota; Viridiplantae; Streptophyta; Magnoliopsida; Solanales; Solanaceae
Product: auxin-binding protein ABP19a-like
Exons: 1
Coding region: 63-686 (207 amino acids)
Cellular component (GO): cell wall
Molecular function (GO): manganese ion binding
Source: RefSeq, a predicted model, not a curated record
ACCUUGCUCACAAACUCUAUAUAACAAAUUAACUCUUCCCUAACCAAAAAAAAAUUACAAAAAUGCUUAAACUUCUCUUUCUCUUAGCUGCCCUCAUCUUGAGCAGCAAUGCUUCUGUUCAAGAUUUCUGUGUAGCAGACUUAAAAGGUCCAGAAUCACCUGCUGGUUAUUCUUGCAAAAGUGUCACAAAUGUCACAGUUGACGAUUUCGUGUUUUCUGGGCUUAGUAAAGCUGGAAACACAGCAAGCAUUAUUAAGGCCGCAGUUACACCAGCAUUUGCAGCCCAAUUUCCAGGCCUUAAUGGGCUUGGGAUUUCUGGGGGGCGUUUGGACUUAGCACCAGGUGGUGUAAUUCCAUUUCACACUCACCCUGGUGCUUCUGAAAUUUUACUUGUGACUCAAGGCCAAAUUACUUGUGGAUUUGUUUCUUCAGCAAAUACUGUUUACUUAAAGACACUUAAAAAAGGUGAUUUAAUGGUAUUUCCACAAGGAUUAUUGCAUUUUCAAGUGAGUGCUGGAUACACUUCUGUGGGUUUUAUAUUUUUUAGCAGCUCUAAUCCAGGUCUUCAGAUAACUGAUUUUGCAUUAUUUGCUAAUGAUUUGCCAACUAAGUUGGUGGGGGCCACCACAUUCCUUGAUGAAGCAACAAUUAAGAAACUCAAGGGUGUGCUUGGAGGCACUAACUAAGAAUCUAACAUUUUGUUUAGCUGUUAAUCUUUUUCUUUCCCCUGUCUGUUUUUGAGUAUUUUCCUUGUCUGCUUUUUCUUCUCUGUUGAUGAUUUUUUUUGUAAGUGCUGUGUUUUUCUAAGGUUGUUUUGUUUCUUUAAGUUCUGUUGUUUGGGAAUAAACAACCUUUUUUCCUACCAUGAUGAAAGUCAGGGGCGGAAGUAGAGUGUUA